AGCGCACCUUCCACACCACCACUCCUCCUUCCCACGGUGUCUCGCUGUCGUCCAAGAUGCCUUCCACAGUCCUCGGAAAGAGAACCCGCAGCUCUGCGAACGCAGAUGCAUCCGAUGUGAAGUCUGCCGUCUCUACACGCGCAAAGCGUCGGGCACAGUUUGUGAUCCUUGACGAGAAUGAAAACGAGAAUCCAUUCAUCACUCCAAACAAGAAGGCUCUUAGCAAUGGCGACGCAAUGGACAUUGAUGGUGCGGAGGAGAGCACGUCUGGGAAGCGUCGAAGAAGGCCUGGCACGAUUCCUGCCAAACGCGGCGCAUCCGAAAGCCGCGUCCCCCUGACUACCUCGGAGAAAGCCAAUUCGCCCUCGAAAGCGCCUGCUGCAUCUCCAAAGAAGCACGCACCGACCCCUUCAACCCCACGACAUCGAGACGCCCUUUCCAACAAGAUCGCGGUGACGCCAAGGCAUCGCCUCAUCAUUGCUGGGCGACCGUUGACACCUAGAACACCACACACGCCUGCUACUCCUCGCCAUUCUGCCCCCACCAUCUACAAUGAAGCUCGUCAGCUCUUCACUAGAGGCUGUGCACCGACUGCGCUCUUCGGACGCGACGAGGAGCGAAAGGAGCUCCAUACAUUCAUCUCGACACGUACCAAAACCAGGAAAUCGGGGUGCAUCUACGUCUCCGGACCACCUGGCACCGGCAAAAGCGCUUUCGUCAACGAAGUGUGUCGCGAGAUUGGACCCGAGGGCGCCGUCAAGACCGGUUAUGUCAAUUGUAUGAGUGUCAAGAAUGCGGCCGACCUGUACAGAACACUGUUGGAAGAGUUUGUGGACAUCACUGAGAUCGCGGAAGGAGAGGAAAUGGGUGCGCUCAAGAAGCUCUUCAUGCAACGCAGGACCUCCUAUGUUGUUACGCUCGACGAAGUGGAUCACCUCCUAGAGCUCGAUAUCGACCUGCUCUACAACAUCUUCGAGUGGUCCCUUCAGAAGUCAUCCGGCCUCGUUCUCGUGGGCAUCGCAAACGCUCUGGACUUCACUGAUCGAUUCUUGCCUCGCCUGAAGGCUCGCGGACUCAAGCCUCACCUGCUACCAUUCCUUCCCUAUACCGCUUUCCAGAUCUCUUCGGUCAUCACGUCGAAGCUUAAGGCACUGCUUCGGGCUGAAAACAACCACGUCCCAUUCAUCCACCCGACAGCGAUCAUGCUCCUGUCCAAGAGAGUUGCUGCACAAUCGGGCGACCUGCGAAAGGCGUUCGAUAUCUGCCGACGAGCCAUCGACCUCAUUGAGGCGGAUACUCGCGACCAGCACGCCAAAAAAGUCGCUGAGAUGACUCCUUCCCCAACUCCUUCGCCGUCGAAGACACCACUUAUUGAGAAUAUGAACCUCUCGUCCCCGGUCGUCCGAUCACCUUCCAAAGGCAAGACGCAAAGCGCGCUCGCAGCGUCGCUGGCUCAGCUUACCGUCGAGAGUGCUCCACGAGCCACAAUCGCUCACGUAUUGCGUAUCACAGCUGCGGUCUUCAGCAACGGCACCACUCAACGUCUUCAGAACCUCAACCUCCAGCAGAAGGCGGUUCUAUGUUCGCUAUCGGCCAUUGAGAAGAAGAAAUGUGCUGCCGCGACAGACAACUUCUUCUCGACACCAUCCAAACCUCAAAGCACUGCACCCACGAUCAAGGAGCUGUUUGAAGUGUACACCGCCUUGUGCAAGAGCGAGAAUGUCCUCCAUCCGCUUACAAGCACCGAAUUCCGUGAUAUCGUUGGUAGUCUCGAGACCUUAUCGCUUAUCUCCGCUGUGGAAGGGAAGGCUGGAUCGCUUGUUGUGACUACAGGCACUCCAAGCAGGAAGGGCAGAAGUGGGGGCUUUGGUGGAGUUGCAAUUGAGGAUCGUCGGGUCGCAAGCGCUGUAGCUGCGAAAGAGCUAGCUGCUGCUCUUGUUGGGCCCGGUAGCAGUAUUCUGAAGGGCAUUAUAGAGGGGGACGGGGCUUUCUGAAGCCGUGUACAGCAUCGCGACAUGGGGGGCGGCAUUCACUCUUGUCUAGCAUAGCGUGGCGUCUUCUGGAUGGUAUUCCAGCAUUGGUUGCAUUGCAUAACGUAGGAUAGCCGUUGGAUGUAUAAUAUCAACACUGUUG
Trematosphaeria pertusa is the source of this 2133-nucleotide messenger RNA. RefSeq names its product cell division control protein Cdc6. The record is from RefSeq and is a predicted model, not a curated record. Gene Ontology annotation, cellular component: nucleus. Gene Ontology annotation, molecular function: DNA replication origin binding; ATP hydrolysis activity. The transcript has 2 exons. The coding region runs from base 57 to 1994 and encodes 645 amino acids. Lineage: Eukaryota; Fungi; Ascomycota; Dothideomycetes; Pleosporales; Trematosphaeriaceae. Gene Ontology annotation, biological process: mitotic DNA replication checkpoint signaling; DNA replication initiation; cell division.